This is a messenger RNA of Magallana angulata, 380 nucleotides long. RefSeq names its product nacrein-like protein. The transcript has 3 exons. Gene Ontology annotation, molecular function: carbonate dehydratase activity; zinc ion binding. The coding region runs from base 115 to 378 and encodes 87 amino acids. Lineage: Eukaryota; Metazoa; Mollusca; Bivalvia; Ostreida; Ostreidae. The record is from RefSeq and is a predicted model, not a curated record.
AUCUUUAAAUAGACUAAUGAAGCGGAUCAAGAAAUUUGGCCUGAACAGUUUCCUGACUGUGAACACACUUAUCAGCCAAGACUUGGUAAUCUGUUAGAAAAUUCUUUUGAGGAAAUGGAAAACUACUCAGAUUUAUUACCAAGUGACAAGAAAUGCUUCUUCACAUGUGAGGGAUCGUUAACCACGCCCCCUUGUUCUGAAACAGUCACAUGGAUUGCGAUGAAGUGUCCUAUCACCGUCUCAAAAACAGCUACGGAGAAGCUCAAGAGUCUAAAAAUUUCGACUAGCGACGAAGACCUGGGACUCCAUGGUAAUAGACGCCCGGUGAAAAGAGGUAGAAGGAAAACAGGAUUCACAUUGCUGAAAAAUUUCCUCUAAUU